UCUCCCUAUCACGUGAUCGCCCGGGUUCCUCCAAUGGACACUCGACCAAUCCCCAUCUUGAAAGGGAGGCGGUUUGCGUCAAGAUAUGAAACCGGAUGACCUGCUGGUUACUGACAGUCUUUUCCUCAGAGUCUGCAAGCACUAGGCGUCACGCAUGCGAUGACCGCUUGUGUGCGUGAGGGCAAUACUAAUCGAGUGUGGCUUUGUGCUGUGUGUAGAGCAGAUCCAUGUCCAUUUGCGCACUAACGAACCAAAGCAGAGGGUGAUCGUGGAACGAGUUCAUAUGACAGCCUCCUUGGCCCUAAACCCUCGCUGGUCGGCGGAAACGGUAAUGUUUGUUUAUGACAAUAAUUUGCAGGAGUUAAACAAGAACAUGGAAGGGCUGGUGGGAAGCGGGAACUUUGCCACCGCCACUGCGGUGAACCAGUGCCGUAACAUAAUGGCUCAUUCAGCUGCUCCAGGCGGCCAUCGUCCCUCAGGCUUGGUGCAAUCUUCAGCAGGCUACUCCACCGUGGACGUGUCCGUGUCAGGCCCCAGGGAUGCAUCGGCGUCGUCGGUGAAAACAUGCGCCAGCGUGUCCCAGCAGAGCACUUCUGCAGCCCCCGCUUUGCCUUACGGCUACUUUGGUCAGGGCUACUACCCGUGCAGGAUGGGGCGUGGUCCUGUCAAGUCGUGUACGCAGGCUGCUGGAGCCGCCCUCAGCUCUCAAUACAUGGACACCACCGUGAGCCCCGAUGAAUACCCGAACCACAGGCCGAAGGAAUUCGCUUUUUACCACGGCUACCCCAGUGCGUACCAGUCCAUGGCAAGCUACCUGGACGUGUCCGUGGUCCAAACGCUGGGUGCUGUUGAGCCACGCCAUGACACCCUCCUCCCAAUGGACAGCUACCAGCCAUGGGCUCUCACUAACGGUUGGGGGGGACAGAUGUACAGUUCCAAAGACCAGGGGCACGGUCACAUCUGGAAGUCCGCUUUGGCUGAUGUGGUUGCCCACCAACAAGAAUGUUACCCUUUUCGCCGAGGCAGGAAGAAGCGCAUACCUUACACAAAGGUGCAGCUGAGGGAGCUGGAGAAAGAAUACGCCGCCAACAAAUUCAUCACAAAGGACAAGAGGAGGAAGAUUUCGGCCGCGACCAACCUUUCAGAGAGGCAGAUCACCAUCUGGUUCCAGAACAGGAGAGUAAAGGAGAAGAAGUUUGUGACUAAAAUAAAAAACACCACGCCUUAGCAUCCUGCUCAUUUGGACCACUGGGGGAGUUAGUUCGCAUAUACGCGGCGAGAUGACGCAUUUUGGGGAUCAAUCAUGACAUGAUCCGACUGAUCGCGUUUUCGCUUUUGACGCAUAUGUGCACAAUGGAAGUAGGACUUUUUAAAUGGCAAGCCCUUCAAUGAACCAAAUUGUGGGCUUUUUGUAAAUACAGCAUCUACUCACUUUGUCUUGUCUAUUUUAAUUUGCCAUUCUUGUCUGUAUAUCAAGUAAUAUGCCUUCCCAGCUUGUUUAUAACGCGUUCCUAUUUCAACAGUAUGAAUCAUUUUAUGUAUUUUAAAUGCAGCUGUAUAGUCGGUAGUGCAUUUUCAAUGAGUCCUCGAAUUUAAUGUCUGCACGUAGCAACGGAAAUGACAGAGAUUGCUUUGGAUUGCCAUGUAAAUGUCCUGAUAGGACUGUGAGGAUUUUGCUUAAACCACCGCAACAGUACCUGACUGUUGAUACUGUAUACACAUG
Molecule: messenger RNA, 1723 nt
Organism: Phyllopteryx taeniolatus (common seadragon)
Lineage: Eukaryota; Metazoa; Chordata; Actinopteri; Syngnathiformes; Syngnathidae
Gene: hoxb13a
Product: homeobox B13a
Exons: 2
Coding region: 284-1228 (314 amino acids)
Biological process (GO): regulation of transcription by RNA polymerase II
Molecular function (GO): RNA polymerase II cis-regulatory region sequence-specific DNA binding; DNA-binding transcription factor activity, RNA polymerase II-specific
Source: RefSeq, a predicted model, not a curated record